Myzus persicae (green peach aphid) is the source of this 1529-nucleotide messenger RNA. RefSeq lists its product as uncharacterized. NCBI's taxonomy places the organism in Eukaryota, Metazoa, Arthropoda, Insecta, Hemiptera, Aphididae. The record is from RefSeq and is a predicted model, not a curated record. The transcript is spliced from 3 exons. Bases 1 to 1470 code for a protein of 489 amino acids.
AUGGCUAGUAUACAGACAUUUAAAAGUAUACAUGACAAGGAAAUGUUACUUGUAAAUAAUUAUGAAUACAUGUUUGAUAAGAAAAGACUGCGAAUACGAGAUCAAAAUAAUAUAUAUUAUUGGAAAUGUACAAAACGAUGUGGAGCAACGUUUCGGACAAUAUUUGAGCACGGUGAACAUAAACAAGACAAUUGUUUUAUUAAUAAUGACCAUUCUCACCCACCAGAUACAGUUAAACACCAUUGCAAAAUUCUAAAAAAUAAAAUUAAAAAAUGUGCUCAAAAUUCACAAGAUUCGCCAAAUCAAAUAUAUCAAAACGAAAUUGCAAAUUCCAACGUUAUAAUUUCAUCUCAAGUAACUAAAAACGCAUCCAAGCAAAUCGUAAAAAGACAAAGAAAAGGAAAAGAACUAGAACCAGUUUCAUUAAAUUUUAUACCUUCCUUAGAACUUCAAAAUACAAUUUCAGGACAACCUUUCCUUUUGAAAAAUGCAAUCGAAGGAAAUAAUAAAUUUAUGAUUUUUACAACUGUUCAAAAUUGUAUAUACUUGAGGGAAUCAAAUUUUUGGCUCGCUGAUGGAACCUUUAAAGCUUGUCCUGGAAUUUUUAAACAGAUAUUUACAAUACAUGGAUCAAUUUCACGAGGUAUUAAUGACAACAUUUGUGUACCAUUGGUAUACGUACUGAUGACCAACCAAACUGAAGAUGACUAUAAAACAGUGCUAAACGAGUUUAAUAAUUUUGCGAUUAAAAAUAAUAUUUAUUUCGAAAGUAAUAAGGAACUUGAAAUAAUAACGGACUUUGAAAAAGCUUCAAUCAACGCGAUCAAUGACGUCUUUCCAUUUGUAACCCAUUCUGCUUGUUUUUUUCACUUUUGUCAAAAUAUCUGGCGCCAUAUUCAAAAAGAAGGGCUAUCUACAAAGUAUAUGGAAGACCUGGAAUUUAAUUUGAUUUGUCGGCAUUUACCUGCUCUUUCUUUUCUUCCAGUAAAUAAAGUAAUCGAAGGUUGGGAAAUUGUGAAAUUAUUAUUUAGUGAUAACGAAAGAGAACAAUCACUUUUAGAAUACUUCGAAAAUACUUACAUUUAUGGUAAACCAGCUAUGAGACUACGUGGACGUAUUAAACCUCAACGACACCCCCCCUUAUUUCCAAUUGACAUGUGGUCAGUAGCUUCAAGAAUUGAUGCAAAUUUGCCAAGAACAACAAAUAUUGCUGAAUCAUGGCACGGUCGACUUAAUAGAUUAGUAUCAAAACAACCAGGAGUUUACAAAUUGAUGAGACAGUUCCAAAAAAUUCAGAAUGAAACUGAAAAUUCUAUAGAGCAAAUCAUUCAAGGCCGAACAAGUAAAAAAAGAAAAACAUGCAACGAAGAACGGGAACAAAGAAUUAAAAAAUUAGUUCUAAGACUAAAAAAUUUAGACAUAAGUAUUAUUGAGUUUCUAAGAGGAAUAUCGUAUAAUUUAAGUUUUUAGUUUUUUUUUUAUUUAGCAUUUACAUUUAUUAACGACUAAUUUAUUUUACGAAUUUUUGG